GUCCGCGGCCUCCGCUUCCGAUAAAGUUGUUGUUUUGCCAACAUGGCGGCGCCCAUAGUGACUGGCCAGGUCUUGUUCGUGUAAUGCUUGAAGAACGAGGCAGAAGGGAGCAGCUGGCCAGAGCCUGUGCACAGAAAGCCCCUACUGGGGCUCAGGAGGACGAGAGACAGGCCCCACUUAGCCCCAGGAGUUAAAGGGUCUUCCCCCCUGAAGAAUGGCAUCAGCCUGUCAGAGGCUGAGUUUUUGUGUCUCUCCUCUGAAAAGGCAGCUAGUUAGUGGGCUACCUGUCAUCCUAUGGGAAAGAAUAAUUCCAGGGUGUUCCAGAAGCAUCUACAGCGCCACCGGGAAGUGGACAAAGGAGUACACACUGCAGACAAGGAAGGACGUGGAGAAGUGGUGGCACCAACAGAUAAAGGUGCAGGCAUCCAAAAUCUCAGAGGAAGAUAAAUUAAAGCCCAAAUUCUACUUGCUGUCCAUGUUCCCAUAUCCUUCUGGCAAGCUGCACAUGGGCCAUGUCCGUGUCUACACCCUCAGCGACACCAUUGCACGGUUCCAGAAGAUGAGAGGCAUGCAGGUUAUCAACCCCAUGGGGUGGGAUGCGUUUGGAUUGCCUGCUGAAAAUGCUGCCAUAGAGAGGAAUUUGCACCCAGAAAGCUGGACCCAAAGCAACAUUAAACACAUGAGGAAACAGCUGGACCGCCUCGGCCUGUGCUUCAGCUGGGACAGGGAAAUCACUACGUGUUUGCCAGAUUACUACAAAUGGACUCAAUACCUGUUUAUCAAACUCUACGAAGCUGGACUUGCCUAUCAAAAGGAGGCCUUGGUUAACUGGGACCCAGUGGACCAAACAGUGCUGGCUAAUGAGCAGGUAAAUGAAUAUGGCUGUUCAUGGCGUUCUGGAGCCAAGGUAGAGAAGAAAUACCUCAGACAGUGGUUCAUUAAGACAACUGCAUACGCAAAGGCCAUGCAGGAUGCAUUGGCAGACCUCCCAGAGUGGUAUGGAAUAAAAGAAAUGCAGGCCCAUUGGAUUGGAGACUGCGUAGGCUGCCACCUGGACUUCACAUUAAAGGUUGAUGGACAAGACACAGGAGAAAAACUGACCGCAUAUACAGCCACACCUGAGGCCAUCUAUGGCAUCUCCCAUGUGGCCAUCUCUCCUAGCCAUGGGCUUCUACAUGGCUGCAGCUCUCUGAAGACAGCCUUGCAGAAGGCACUGGUCCCUGGCAGAGAUUGCCUCACACCAGUGAUGGCCGUGAACAUGCUCACCCUGCAGGAGGUCCCCGUCGUUAUCAUGGCUAAGCCUGACUUGGAAGGCUCUCUAGAUUCAAAAAUAGGAAUCCCCAGCACCAGCUCGGAGGACACCAGACUAGCCCAAGCUCUGGGCCUACCCUACUCUGAGGUCAUUGAAACUUCCCCAGAUGGCACAGAGAGACUGAGUGGAUCUGCUGAGUUUACAGGUAUGACCCGGCAGGAUGCCUUUGUUGCCCUGACUCGGAAAGCCCGUGGGAUGAGAGUGGGUGGACACGUGACAAGUAACAAGCUGAAGGACUGGCUGGUCUCAAGGCAGCGCUACUGGGGCACACCCAUCCCCAUUGUCCACUGCCCAGCCUGUGGCCCUGUGCCUGUGCCACUGCAAGACUUGCCUGUGACUUUGCCCAGCAUCACAUCUCUAACGGGCAGAGGGGGCUCCCCGCUGGCCUCGGCUUUGGAGUGGGUAAACUGCUCCUGCCCAAGGUGCAAGGGAUCAGCCAAGAGAGAGACAGACACCAUGGACACCUUUGUGGAUUCUGCAUGGUACUACUUCAGAUACACGGACCCUCACAAUACUCAUAGUCCUUUCAGCUCGGCACUGGCAGACUUCUGGAUGCCUGUGGAUCUGUACAUCGGAGGGAAAGAGCAUGCUGUCAUGCACUUGUUCUAUGCACGAUUCUUUAGUCAUUUUUGCCACCGUCAGAAGAUGGUGAAGCACAGAAAAGGUCAUGUAUAUCCUAGGCUGGCCUCAAACUCAGGAUCAUCCUGUCUCAGCUUUCUGAGUAGCUGAGGUACAGGUAGGUAGCCAUAUGCCCGGGAACUGAGUCUUAAUGCUGCUGAUUUAACUUGCUCUAGACAUGUUUUUGAUACUGAGCAUAAAUCCAGGGCCUUGUGUAUGGUAAGCAUGCAUUGUACUACAGAGCCACACUUCCACUUCCCUGAGUUCCUCUUAAGUGUGACUGUGCCCAGUGUGAGAAAGGAGAUAAGCAUGCACCUGGGUGUACCCAGAUGAGCCUGUGGAGCUCACUGGCGGUGCCUUGCUGUUGAGCUACAGUGCUCCUACUCUGCAGUGCGUUCCUUAAUGUGCUGUUCAUCUUAGAUGUAUCUGCAUCCAGAGCUGCCUUCACCUGCUCAGCAAAAAGUGGCUGUGCUGGUUGGUCCUCGUCCACUUGACACUUUGGUGCACAUAGAGGAAUCCCUUCUAUCUUGACACAGUAGCAUGCUCAUUUGAUCCUGUAACAUCAACAAAUGUGUUUAUGCACUGAAUAGGGCCCCACAAACAUGAUACUCAGCAUUUCCUUUUGAAUGUUAACUGCACUUGAUUUUUUCCACCUUUGUAAAUGUGCCCCAUCUCUCACCAUUGCUUCGUUUUUUGUUUUUUGUUUUUAAGAUUUAUUUACUUAUUUUACUUUAUUUACUUGUUUUAGGGCUUUGUACUAAAACAAGUAAAUAUCUGUAUACCAGAAGACAGCAUCAGUUGAACUUGGAACCUCUGAAAAGCAGCCACUGCUCUUAACUACUGACCAGCCCCUCACCAUUGCUUCCUUAUACUCCUAUGCAAGCACUGGGUGUGCGCACACACACAUACAUGCUCACUAAAAGACCUUUAGAACAGGAUGAUGGGCUACAUCUCAGGCAGAACAUGUACUUAGCACCUGGACCCUGAGGAGAUUAUGGUGCAGUAUGGGACUGACACACACAAAGGUCAGGAAUCUUGUUUCUGGCUCUCAUCUCUGACAAUCUCUGUCUGCUCUCUUGAAUCUACUAGAAAAUGUCCUUCUCCUUGUUACUACCCACCCGUAGCUGUUGGACAGGGACCACUUGGGCCCCUACUCACCUAAAUUGGAUGACCUUGAAUAUGAAAUAAGGACCUUAUAGGAUCAACCUGCAAGACUAACCUGGUCUAUAGCUUGUUGGGCCUGUUUAGGUUUCUGGAUUUCUGAUUCCCUGAGUAGAGGUUCCCCAAUAUCUGCUCACCCUUACCCCCCAACCCCAUGUCAGUGAACUUGCACCCCAGAGCUGGAGUGUUGGAAGGUCUGCAUGGCAGUGUAAACGAGUGAGCCUCUAGUUGUCCAGAGCAACAUGAAAAACUUGCAUAGGGUGGUGCUGAAAUGCAUCAAAAUAGAAUCGGACAGAUUCUUAGAAAAUAAAAUAAAAUAGGGUAAAGAAAUUGAGUGUUUCUUAAGAAUAAACCACUGUGGUGACUGUGGUGGCAUAUGCCUUUAAUCUCAGCACCCAGGGGACAGAGGUAGGCAGAUCUCUGAGUUUAGUCUACAUAGAGAGUUCAAGUCCAGCCAGGGCUGCAGAGUGGGACCUUGUCAGAGGACUUGGGGGAGGUAUAUGUGGGCACAGGACUGGAACAUGGAUGGCUCAGCAGUUAUGAUCACUGGCUGCUCUUCUGGAGGACUCACCAUGACUGCCUUGCCUGCUGCUGUACUUCCCAACUACGAUGGUCAUGAACUCCAGCCCUCUGCACUCAUGAUCUCCAAAUUAGAUACUUUUGUUUGUAAGUCGCCUUGGUCAGGUUGUUUUGUCAUGGUGUCUCAGGGUUUUAUUGCUGUGAAGAGACACCAUGACCAAGACAACUCUUACACAUGAAACAUUUCAUUGGGGCUGGCUUGCAGGUUCAGUUCAGUCCAUGAUCAGCAUGACAGGAAGUAGGUAUGGCAGUGUGCAGGCAGACGUGGUGCUGGAGUAGCUGAGAGUUCUGCAUCUUGAUGUGAGAAGUCCACACUGGGUAGAGCUUGAGCAAAUAUAAGACUUCAAAGCCCCACCGCAUGGUAUUAUCUUUCCUCCAACAAGGCUACACCUAGUGCCACUCCCUAUGGACCAAGCAUUUAAACACUAAGUCUAUGGAGGCCAAACCACCACAAGUAACUAACACACACACCAGCUGUUGGUAGCUGCCUCCUUAGAGUGUAAUGGGCCAGGAAGGACAGGUAGAUAAUACUUAGAUUUUAGUAGAAAUGACCCAUUCCUGUCCAACUCAUCAGAUCUAAAACUUGAAGACAGUACUUCUGAGCGGGUACUAUGUUAAGGGAAAUAGUAAGCACCCUUCACAAAGACAGACAGCCUUCAGUCCUCCCUCUAGGCCCUGCUGCGCUGAGCCUGAUGUGUAGCUGACACUGGCUCUAUUUGCAUCAGUCACUUGAUCCCAUCUUCCCAUUCAUAGCUUAGCAAGCUUUUUUUGCUCCCAUGUUAUAGGUUAGCAAACUGGACUCCCACAGCCAGUAAGUGGCUUUUGUGGCUCAUGGGUAGAAGUAGGUGAGAGCCAGGGCUUCCAGAUCUGAGGCCUGUGCUCUUUCACUUCUCUUCAGCACAGAGUGGAUCUGUACUUAAACCUGACUGCUGCUCUGACUCAAUGAUACUAAUGGUAUCCAAGGAGCCUACUCUAAGGUGUGGUCAGUAGUGAUGCUCUCUGGAUACCUAGUGUCCUGGCUGCUCCACCCACCCUGCCACCAUUUUGUGUCUGUGUGUGAUCUUU
This is a messenger RNA of Rattus norvegicus (Norway rat), 4735 nucleotides long. The record is from RefSeq and is a predicted model, not a curated record. NCBI's taxonomy places the organism in Eukaryota, Metazoa, Chordata, Mammalia, Rodentia, Muridae.